UGUACAGUCUCAAUUCUCUCGGUUACCAGAGAUCGUGAGCCGAAGUUAUCCGACGCUUACGGAUUCCCAGAUUCUUUUGUGCCUUUUAAAAGUUUUCUAACACAAAAUUUGCCUAAACGACCUUUCAAGAUCGCCAAUACACCUGAUCGAAUGUUGUGCUUUAAGUGCAAACUGAAGACUGGUCUUCUAUAACUUGUUUUUCCACGUUUACCAGUGAGCGUUCCCGUGUAAAAUAUGUUCGAAAUGUUUUAAAUGUUGUUUACUCAUUGUUUGUUAAGUAAAAGUGCAUAGUGUGUAAUCUGGUUGUGCAAGUGGCUGUGUCAAUUUUGGAUUAAGUAUGGAGAAUGUAGCCAAUAACUUGGCGAACGAGGACAGAGGAUGGGAAUACAAACAAAUCAACGUGACCCGUGUGCCUGGAUAUGGUUUUGGUAUUGCCGUAUCAGGUGGAAGGGACAAUCCACAUUUUGCAUCAGGCGAUCCUAGCAUAGCAGUCAGUGACGUAUUGGCCUCAGGUCCUGCAGAGAGGAUAUUACAAGUUAACGAUAGGAUAAUAUCUGUAAAUGGUAUAUCGUUGCAGAAUGUCGACUAUCAAACUGCAGUACAAGUACUGCGUGAUUCGGGUGAUACAGUUAGUUUAGUGAUAAAGAGAAGAGUGCCACAGCAUAAUCAUCAACAUAGUCUCAGUGCCUUAAGUGCUAGUUACAUAGGACCUACCCCAAAUGGAUUCAGUGGGUUACCUUCCAAGGUUACCCUGACGAAAAAUUCAAAAAAAGAAGACUUUGGUAUAGUGUUAGGUUGCAAAUUGUUCAUAAAAGAAAUAUCUUCGAAGGCCAGGGAACAACUUCUUAACACGAAUCAAGUCCUAACGGAAGGAGAUUUCGUCACGAAACUCAACAACACAAACUGCCAUGACCUAAUGAGCCUUAAAGAAGCAAAAAAAAUCAUAGAUGGCAGUAAAGACAAAAUACACAUAACAGUGGUCAGGGAUUUCGGUCAGACCAUCAACAGUAUACAUCAGGCUCAAAGUUCUAUUAGUACUACUGGUGCCGUAAACAAUUUUUACAAAGGAGAUGACUUCCUUACUUCUAGUCAAAGCUACUCAAAUCAGAAUCUCUACGUGCAGCCUCCUACAAGAAACCCCAAUAUCAAUCCAGCAGGCUAUGAAGAUAAAUUGGAACAUAACAACAGUGGACCUAACUCCCUACUCGAUGACAAGAGUAAUUUGGCGCCAAGGGAUAGAUCUAGAGGUCCCUUGACUGAACAAAACCUAAAUCAUUUGGAGAAUAGGAGCUAUGGCAGAUCAAAAAUGAGAGAAGAACCACCUAGACCACCGCCUCCUAGGAAUGAAGGUAUGGAUGGUGUUGAAAAUCAUUUUUAUGGUGGUACCAGGAGACAGAUGUAUGACAGCGACCCUAUCAUUCAAAAGAUCAAACAACCUAUUCCAGAUGCAAGGUUCAUCACAUUCCACAAAGAGGGCUCUGUAGGUAUAAGACUGACAGGGGGCAAUGCAGUUGGUAUUUUUGUAACAGCAGUUCAACCUGGUAGUCCUGCAUCCCUUCAAGGUCUACAGCCAGGUGAUAAAAUCCUCAAGGUUAACGAUAUGGACAUGACUGGCGUAACUAGAGAAGAAGCUGUACUCUUUCUUCUCAGUCUCCAGGAUAGGAUAGAGUUGAUAGUGCAAUUCUGUAAAGAAGAAUACGACGGUAUAGUCGCUUCUCAAAAGGGCGACAGCUUCUAUAUAAAGACACAUUAUCAUUACGAUGAUCCAGCCAAAGGGGAAAUGUCGUUUAGGAGUGGGGAUAUAUUCCAUGUGAUAGACACGUUGUACAAUGGCGUUGUCGGUUGUUGGCAGGUCUUCAAAAUCGGUAGGAACAAUCAGGAAGUACAAAAAGGCAUAAUACCAAAUAAAUCCAGAGCGGAAGAAUUGGCAACGGCGCAAUUCAACGCCACCAAGAAGGAAAUGUCUACGAACGAGUCUAGAGGGAGCUUUUUCAAGCGGAGAAGAAGCUCGAAUAGGCGGUCGAAGAGUUUGGGGAAGGAACAUUGGGAUGACAUACUGUUUUCGGACACUGUUUCCAAGUUUCCGGCAUAUGAGAGGGUGCUUCUGAAACACCCAGGAUUCACUAGACCUGUGAUAAUGUUUGGGCCGAUUGCUGAUGUGGCCAGGGAGAAACUAUUGAAAGAUUUUCCGGAUAAAUUUGUAUCUCCCCAACAAGAUACUAACGUAGAGGACCACAAAUCUCAGAAAAACUCCUCCAACAUAAUUCGUUUGUCAGCUAUCAGAGAGGUUAUAUCAACUGGAAAACACGCCUUACUAGACAUAACCCCAAAUGCCGUAGAAAGGUUGAACUACGCCCAAAUGUAUCCCAUCGUGGUUUUCUUCAAGUCUGAAACUAAAUUAGUGAUAAAGCAGUUGCGGCAAGGUUUACCGAAAUCGGCCCAUAAGAGUUCUAAGAAACUUCUGGAACAAUGCCAAAAAUUAGACAAAGUGUGGAGUUAUGUGUUUAGUAGUACAAUAACCUUGAAUGACAAUACGGAUAAUUGGUAUCGCAAAGUUAGAGACGUUAUUGAUAAACAGCAGAGUGGAUCUCUAUGGAUGAGCGAGAAUAAGUUUCCAAUGGAGUUCUUCGACGACCUGUGCAUAGCAAUAACUCCGAUACCAUACGUCUACGCAAGAACGUCAAACUCGCUCCCCUCCUAUUACAAUAAAACAUGCAGACAGAAAAGAAGAGCGCCACAUUCCAUGUACAGUUCACCCCAAUUCAUGCACAGUUACUACUAUGGUAACAGCUACGGUUAUCCCAUUACCUCAGUACAUCGAUAUUCCCAAAGCACGUUGGGAAGCUGUGACUAUCAAAAUUUGCCACAUUAUCCUGAAGAGUCAUUAUCCGAUGAUUUCCUAUUUCCAAUGUCAUCACUACGGUUGUCCUAUGCUAGUUCUCCAGAAAGUGACCUUGAACACAGCCCAGGCCCUCCUGGCAAUGGAACUGGAACCGGUGGUACCAACACUGUAACCCCAGGAAGACUAACUAAGGCUAGUUCUGAUCCCAGUGUUGUGAUGGCAGAUAAUAGUACUACGGAUGUUCUACCUCCCUAUCAGCCCAGUUACGAUAGUAGAUACGGCUUCAACAACCAAAACCACAUAGCAGAACCAGACACGCCUACAAGCAAAGAUCCCAGCUACAGCAUAUCAACUCAAGAUAUACCUUCAACGAUCGACCAAAGUGCCUACAACAAAUCUGGACUAUACUCGGCUCAACCUAACCAGGAAUACGAGAAGGGCGAAUACCCCAAGCAGGAUUCCAGAAUCGAGUACACUACGGAGAGGAUGGCAGAGCUCAGAGAUGAGUUCGAUGAAAAUGGGAAGAUUGCCGAUUUCAAUAUGAGGAAUAGGCGACAGCAGAACGCCAUGAUGAGCCCACAGAUGGGCGCGUAUCAGGGUAAGGAAUCUGGUGAUCAGACCCCUACGAGAACGCCUUCUAAGGAAGGUCUGUAUGGACAUAUUCCCGAUUUACCUCCAAGGGUGGAUAGAGGAGCUAAGCCUAUGGGCGGUAGUGCUCUUUCGUCGCCUAGUAAAAUACCAAAUGGCCGCUCUGCCCAUGAAAGGUUGUUCGGUGCAAAAUCAAAUCCAACUAAGGAAGGCGAACAAGUUUCAACCGAUCCCAAUUUCAAUACCAAACUUGGGUCUUUGGAAAGAAGUAACAACUCAAAAUCUGAUUCCCUUUCAAGCUAUGACUCCUUCAACAAACCGACAAAUACUCGAAUAGGACCAAAUGCUCACGACGAUCUCAAAACUACUCUGUCUAAAAUAGAUCAUCCUCCUGGUACAGUCCCAAAUAGCACUUCUAAGUAUAAUUCCCCAUCUGGUCAAAGAUGGGAUCAGAGCCCCCAUCGAUACGGCUCUAAAAUGGAUCUGAAAUACGGACUUCCAAUUGUGAAUGAUCAGGGUUUAGAUAACAGUCCUCGGACAUCUAGAGAAAUGGACAAAGAUGGCAAUCCGAUAGACAUGAUGAACUUGAGAGGUGCCAAUGAAAAGGAUAUGUAUAGGUAUUCUAGGGCCAUUGCCAAACAGCCUUUAUCGCCAAGAAGUCACAUGGAAACCAAAACUGAUUAUGGCAGAUAUAGGAGUUCUCAACAAGAUCUUUCCCAGUCUCAUCUCAGCAUCUUAUCGCCAAAUCAUCAUGCAUCACCAGCUAAAGCUGUGCCUCCAUCAAACGGCUACGACCCUCAGUCUAGGCAUGGCGGUGGUCAACAGAAUCCAACAUCUUACAAACCAGUGCCGCCACCCAAACCAAGGAAUUACAAACCGCCUUACAAUGGUGGAAAUAUGGAAGGUAUGGUUCAACCCCCGCCGCAAAAUUCUUAUCAACAUGGGAAAAGUCACAGCAAUCCUAUCGAAAGAGGACAAAGCCUUCCACCAGGUCACAGCUAUUAUUACAACGUCUCCUCCAACUCCAAUUCGAAUAACAAUUCUUGGCAAGGGCCACCAGCAGAAGGUAUGCGAUAUAGUUCUUCACAUGGUCAUUACGACAUGGCCCCACCCUACGACACAAGAAGACAUCCAGGAAUAUCCUACGCAUCCAGAAGCGAAAUACAGCCUAUAUCUGCCAUGGAGAAUUCCCACCAGUUGUAUGGGGAGGAACCUCCAUCCAAUCGUCCAAUGGAUAGACCAAUCGUAGACCUUCAGGGUUCUAGGGAGCAGAGGGGUUCCGCCUUCGAGCUCUACAGGAAACCCGUUCAUCAUAACUUACGGAGAAUGGAAGACCCAUCAUUGUUCGGAUCGCAGCCUAAUAUCGCACAAAAACUAACAAACUCACCAAAAGUAAUGCCUAAACUAACCAAAGCACAAUCUUUUAAACAACCAAAGUCGGAAAGCUUCGGACCAAAACUUCUGAGGAAACUCUCGUUCAGAAACAGAAACAAAGAGGCCGCAUCGAAAAAACUAAGCACUCCGACGAUCACAGAAGAUACGAGAAUCAGGCAGGAUUCGAAUCGGAACCCGAACUUCGAUAGGCCGAGUAAAAGGGACAUUUCUAGUGCUAUGAUGGAUCACAGAGGAGGCACGUUGAUAAACGAAUAUUGGGGUGUCGUGUUAGAGGUACCCGAAGGUGCGAUAGCCAGAGGGGAGAAGAAAGAAAUCUACUUCGUUGUUUCCGAUCCUAGACUUUGCGAUAAUAUUCCGCCGUUGGACUUGGAUAACGGUGAAACGAUGUUAUCUCCGUUAGUCAUGUGUGGACCUCAAGGAACCGAAUUCUUGAAGCCUGUGAUUCUCAAUAUUCCCCAUUAUGCAAACACACUUCCAAGCCUUGGUAUCACCCUCAAAGCAACAGAUUCGGAACAAGAUAUUUGCACUGACUGGGAUAAUAUUUUGUUGCCAAGCAACCACGCGGCAAACAGUGUUGCCGUCAAAGUUGACCAUUUUUGAUGUGUUUCAAAACAUUUAUACAUUCUUAAAAGUGACAUAAAUUUUGUAGCCAAAAUGACUUGAAUUUUUCCUAUGCCUGAAAUUUUUUUUUAGUGUGUAGAUCUGUAUUUUUUUUAUUAACAAUAAGUGCAAUGAUGAUUUGCAAUAAUAGUUAAGACGAUUUUUAUUGCUCAAAUUUUAUAUGUAUCUAUAAACUAUAGGUUCUUAUAAUUAUUCUGAGAUGAUUUUUGUGAACUGAAAUGAUGUUCUAUUGUGUGAUUACCUUAAAAAUCAAAAUAUCAGUGUGUUGUAUAUUGAUAAGAUAUAUUUUUUAUAGUUGAAUAUAAAAUGUAAAAUAUUUAAUAAAG
Messenger RNA from Harmonia axyridis, 5772 nucleotides. It is a transcript of the gene pyd, whose product is annotated as tight junction protein ZO-1. Gene Ontology annotation, biological process: cell-cell junction organization; cell-cell adhesion; protein localization to cell-cell junction. Gene Ontology annotation, molecular function: cell adhesion molecule binding. Lineage: Eukaryota; Metazoa; Arthropoda; Insecta; Coleoptera; Coccinellidae. The transcript has 22 exons. Gene Ontology annotation, cellular component: plasma membrane; bicellular tight junction. The coding region runs from base 338 to 5425 and encodes 1695 amino acids. The record is from RefSeq and is a predicted model, not a curated record.